Messenger RNA from Saccharomyces kudriavzevii IFO 1802, 4482 nucleotides. It is a transcript of the gene SCC2, whose product is annotated as cohesin-loading factor complex subunit SCC2. Bases 1 to 4482 code for a protein of 1493 amino acids. The record is from RefSeq and is a predicted model, not a curated record. Gene Ontology annotation, biological process: regulation of gene expression; replication-born double-strand break repair via sister chromatid exchange; establishment of protein localization to chromatin. Lineage: Eukaryota; Fungi; Ascomycota; Saccharomycetes; Saccharomycetales; Saccharomycetaceae. The transcript has a single exon. Gene Ontology annotation, cellular component: Scc2-Scc4 cohesin loading complex. Gene Ontology annotation, molecular function: chromatin binding.
AUGUCGUAUCCAGGAGAAGACACGGACAUUCCCAAAAGAAUAAUAGAAGCCCUAGAGGACCAACCUUUGAGUUAUCUGGUUCCUAAAGACGGGCUGGCCGCGUUAGUAAACGCUCCGAUGCGGACCUCUUUGCCCUUUGGCAAAACUGUCUUUGCCAGCGCUGAUGAUUGCAGAGAACUUGAUAUAAACCAUCUUGCCACACUCAAUGACCCAACUUUUUCCAUGAAAAACGACGUUGAGCAAAAUAAACUUAUUUUCAGAAGACCUGAUAAUCCGACUUUAUCGAUAAAGUCGAUGGAUCAUGUCCCAUCAGAUUUGUUCAAGGGACUAUCACCGUUGGCGCAGGGUGUUCUAUCAACACAUGGAGAACUAGUUGAUUCCGAUAAUAUCAAGAAAAAAAGUGAAAUAGUAAGCAAGGUGCAACAAAAGCAUAAGCUUGAAGAUUUAACUCCAAAUACUAGUAACUUGAGUUUCAAUGAUGACUCUCCGAAUAAGAAAACGAAAAUUUCAACAGGUGUUACAAUGACCAAGGCAAAUUUAGCAGAACAACAUUUAAGUGAUCUGAAAAACUUUUUGGAUGUUGUAGGGUUUGACCAAAGCACUGCCGAAAUUAGAAAUAUCGAGUAUUGGCUUCAAUUGCCAAAUGGAAAAUACAUUCUAACCACAGAUUGCUUGAUAAAAUUGCAGAUGACAAUCAAAAAUAUUGUCGCUAAUCCACAGCUAUGGGACUCAAUUAAGAUGACAUGGCUUUUGAGAAUGCUUGACGUAAUGGUCUCCAACAUAAAUUCAAGCAAAAGUUCCUUGAAGACGGGCUUAGACGAUUCUAUGCUGCGAUAUAUUGCUCUGCUAUCCAUAGUUAUUUUAUUCAACAUUUUUUUACUCGGUAAGAAGGAUAAUAAUUUACAUCGUGAAUCAUUUAUCAUGGAACCGCUAAACUUUUUAAGCGACUUAAUUGAGUCCCUGAAAAUAUUGCCAGAUGAAUAUGACUCUUUGAAAAUGGAAUUAAAUACCUUUCAGGAGGCCUUAAGUUUACUACCAAAAUACAUAUACAACGGGCCCUUUCUGGAUGAUAAUGUUACCACAAAGCUUGUAUACAUAUUCAGUGAUUUAUUAAUGAAUAAUGACAUCGAAACAACUACUAACAUUCAGUUCCAAAGCUUCUGGGAUAAUGUGAAAAGAGUUAGUUCUGAUGUCCUAGUUUCAUUAUUUACUAAAUUGGAUCAACAGAGGGAAUUUAUCAUAGAGGAACUGAUUUCUCAUGUCGAAAAACUGCCUACAAAGAGGAUACAGAAAAAGCUAAGAAAAAUAAAUAAUGAAAAUAUUUAUAUUACCGAUUUUACCUUUACUUUGAUGUCCAUGUUGGAAAAUCUCAAUUGUUACACAUUUUGCGGCCAUAUGAAGGAACUUGCCUCUGAAGAUAUCCAGGAAUUAAAGAACGAGUACAAAAAUCAAGACGAGUUUCUUUUUUGCGUUAUAGAGCAUAUAAAUCACACGAUACUGGAAAGAUUUUUCAAAAACCCGUCCUCUUUACGGUAUGUUAUUGAUAAUUUCGUUCAAGAUCUACUGUUGCUCAUUACUUCCCCUCAAUGGCCUGUAACAGAAAAAAUACUAGGCUCUUUACUAAAGAGGCUUUUUGGAGUAUUUAGCCCAUCUGUACAGCUUUCUGCAAACAUCGAAACAAUAUGUUUACAACACAUAGGGAAUAUUGGCUCCACAAUUUUUGAUAUCAAAUGUUCAACAAGAGAGCGUGAAGAUAACAACUUAAUUAAAAUGAUAAACUAUCCAGAAAAUUUACCACAUUUUUUUAGAUUAUUUGAAGAAUGCAUCGCAUAUAAUGAAACGAUUCAAUGUCGCGAUUCUGCGACAAGGUUUCUUUGGAAUUUGAGACUCGGCACGAUAUUUAGAUUAGAAGAAUAUACCAAAGAUAUCAAGGAGCAAAACUCAACUAUAAACGAUCAACUAAAAAAUAUACUGCUGCAAGUCCAAAAUGGUGGACUUCAACGUCCAUUAGAAACUAAAGAAACGGAUUUCAGCGUGAUUAAAUUGAACUAUUUUUCUAUCUUACAUGCUUUCGAACUUUUGAACAUGUAUGAUUCAUACUUGAAGUUAGUAUUAUCACUUUUAGCCAAGGAUAAAAUUAAGCUAAGAUCUACUGCUAUCAAGUGCCUAUCAAUGUUGGCUUCCAAGGACAAAAUUAUACUGUCAAACCCUAUGGUCAAAGCAACUAUUCAACAACGUUUAAAUGACUCAUCUGCAUCUGUCAAGGAUGCCAUUUUGGAUCUGGUUAGCAUCAACUCUUCAUACUUCGAAUUUUAUCAACAAAUCAACAACAAUUAUGACGACGAUAGCAUAAUGGUAAGGAGGCAUGUGUUGAAAAUCAAUGAAAAAAUGUAUGACGAAACCAAUGAUACUGCCACCAGGGUUUAUGUGAUAGCAAGGAUUCUUAUGAAAAUUGAAGACGAAGAAGAUAACAUAAUUGACAUGGCCAGACUAAUCUUAUUGAAUAGAUGGAUUUUAAAGGUAGAAGAACUGCUGGAUCAGCCUGAAAAAUUGAAAGAAAUUUCAACAUCAGUCUUAAUGGUAGUAUCUCGUGUGGCCAUAAUGAAUGAAAAAUGCUCACAACUCUUUGAUUGGUUUCUCAACUUUUAUCUUUUGAAUAGAGAAGCGCAUUCAAAGGACAUGUAUGAUAGAAUUACUCACGUUUUGCAGAUUCUUACCGACUUUUUAGUGCAGAAAAUCGUUGAAUUGAACUCCGAAGAUAUAAAUGAAAAGGAUUUGAUCAUCGAUAAACAAAAUUUUUUAAAUCUGCUGGCAAAAUUCGCUGAUUCUACCGUGUCAUUUUUAACAAAAGACCAUAUUACGGCCUUAUAUCCCUAUAUGUUAUCAGAUGAAAAAUCUGAUUUCCACUAUCACAUUUUGCAAGUGUUUAGAAGCACAUUUGAAAAAUUGGCCAACUUCAAACCCAGAUUUCUAUAUGAUUUAGAGACAACUCUUCUGAGUAGGCUCCCAAAGAUGAAUGUGCGAGAAAUAGAUGAAGCUAUGCCUCUUAUUUGGUCCGUUGCUACUCAUCGCCAUGAUGCCACCAGAGUGGCUAAAGCAUGUUCCUCCUGUCUAUGCCAUCUGCAUCCCUACAUAAAUAAGGCGAAUAAAGAUGAAACUGCCAUUGUCGUUGACGGUAAAUUGCAAAGGCUUAUAUAUUUAGCGACUGGAUUUGCCAGAUUCUGCUUCCCUAAAAUCCCAAACGAAAAAAUUGCAUUUCUACAAGAAAAUGAAACUUUAUAUGAACAUAUUACUAAGUGUUUACUCGUACUUUCGAAAGACAAAAUAACCCACAUCAUAAGGAGAGUCGCUCUGAAAAACUUGACCAAAUUAUGUGGGAAUCAUCCUAAGCUAUUUAAUUCAAAACAUGUUUUGCAUUUGCUGGAUAAAGAAUUUGAAGGCGACAAGUUAGAUAUCAAAUUAGUGAUUUUGGAAAGCUUAUAUGACCUUUUUCUAUUGGAAGAAAGGAAAUCUGUGAGAAAUACUGGCGUUAGUAGCACACUGUCUUCUAACUCUAUCUUAAAGAAAAAAUUAUUGAAAACUAAAAAGGCAGAGUUUGUGAAUGAUGGAGUAUGUUCAGCGUUAGCUACCAGGUUUUUGAAUAACAUUCUUCAGAUUUGUCUUCUUCGUGAUCUAAAGAACUCUCUCGUGGCCAUUCGAUUAUUAAAAUUGAUUUUGCAAUUCGGUUACACAAAUCCCUCUCAUUCCAUUCCAACUGUAAUUGCUCUAAUUGCCUCUGAUAGUCGAUAUAUUCGACGUGUCGCCCACGAGAUUUUAGAAGAUCUUUUUGAAAAAUACGAGACACUAGUGUUUAGUGGUUUAUCACGAGGUAUUACAAAAGCAAUAAAUUACUCUAUCCAUACAGGUGAUGAGUCUUAUUACAAACAUAACUAUUUUUUUGCUUCACUUGAAAAACUAUGUGGAACUGGGAAAAAGAACACGCCAAAGUUUUACAAAAUCAUGAAGAGGAUUAUACAGUCUUAUCUUGAUGAUAUCACCGAUAUAACAUCGAUAACUACUAGCGUUCAGAAGUCUAUUUUUAUCCUUUGUGCCAACAUUUCGAAUUUCACGUUCAUUUCUCAAUACGAUUUGGUAUCUUUGCUCAAAACCAUUGACUUAACAACAGACAGAUUAAAGGAAAUUAUUAUGGAUGAACUUGAUGGUGACAAUUCAUCAUCAACCGAAUGCGAGGAAAUGUUACACGGAAUAGUUCUGAUACAGCUAUGUUUGCAGGACUUGAGCAGUUAUCUACUACAGGUGUACGGGCUAAGGAACGACGUGCUUCUACUGGAUAUGGUAGAGGAAUCGGAAUUGAAAAAUAAACAACUUCCGGCCAGGAAGCAAGACAUCAAUGAAUUUUCUGUGCAGCUGGAGAAUAUCGAACAGCAUUCCUCUAAUGGUAAACUUAUUGCAUACUUCCGAAAACACGUAAAAGACACGUAA